UCGGAUGUUUCGUUCUUUUUUCAAUGUUUUGGCUGGAAGUACUAGUGUGAUGUCUUCAGAAAUAGCACCAACUGUUCGUGCCAUAAUCCAGCAGUGCCUGCAUGCUAGGCUGCAAGUUAAACCGGCAACUGAAGAUAGCCCAGCCGAGUUUGUUGAAAUCGAUGGAGGGAUUGUUGUUUAUUUGUGCGUCUUGAAGGGGGCUACUUCGGAAGUUGUGGCUAAACUAGUCAAAUCUGUCCUAGGUGUGCGCUUGAGUUCCCAAUCGGAAGUGAGCAAGCUCGUGUCCGUCCUAGAUCUGCCUGGAAGUGUGCUCAUAGUCCCUCAGGCUACCCUUGGUGGAAAAAUGAAAGGAAAGCAAAUGCAAUACCAUAGCAAUAUCGACAAAACUGAAGGCAAAGAACUAUAUACAUUAUUUGCAGAAAAGUGUAUUGAAGCUUUACAGGAAAGUGAGAAAUGUCAGGAAAGUGGUUGUGAGGUUAAGUUUGGUACUUAUGGUAAUAGACAAGUUUUGAGUAUUGAUACAAAUGGACCUUACAGUCAUCUUAUAGAAAUGCCUUGACUUUGAAGUAGAUGACUAUAAUAUAAAGGGUAUUGUAUUGUGACUGAUAAUUACUUAAGUGGUUGGAAGAAUGAAUGUGUUUCAUCAUCAUCAUCAUCAAAACCAUAAAUUAUUGCUCAUAGAACUCAACUUUUAUUUCUUUAA
This is a messenger RNA of Lineus longissimus, 703 nucleotides long. Its product is annotated as D-aminoacyl-tRNA deacylase 2-like. The record is from RefSeq and is a predicted model, not a curated record. Gene Ontology annotation, molecular function: D-tyrosyl-tRNA(Tyr) deacylase activity. The transcript has 3 exons. Gene Ontology annotation, cellular component: cytoplasm. Gene Ontology annotation, biological process: tRNA metabolic process. NCBI's taxonomy places the organism in Eukaryota, Metazoa, Nemertea, Pilidiophora, Heteronemertea, Lineidae. Bases 5 to 559 code for a protein of 184 amino acids.